UCAAAGGAAAAGAAAACCGCCUGGUAUGUGCUAUUAUCUUGGAGCAACAAACGAUGCAGCCACCAAGAUCCUUAGCGAGGUCACUCGCCCAAUGAGUAUGCAUGUGCCUGUAGUGAAGAUUUGUGAGAAGCUAAAGAAAAUGGACAGCCAGAUCUGUGAACUAAAAUAUGAAAAGAAGUUGGACUUAGCAUCAUUGGACCUGUCGAAGAUGAGAGUAGCAGAGUUGAAACAGAUAUUGUACAGCUGGGGAGAAGAGUGCAGAGCCUGUGCAGAAAAAUCAGACUACGUGAAUCUGAUCAAAGAACUGGCGCCCAAGUAUGCAGCCACACACCCCCAAACAGAACUCUGACUCAUGGAAGCCUGUACAUCAUUGAUUGUAAUUAUAGACAAAGUGACUUAGUAGGACACAUUGG
Talpa occidentalis (Iberian mole) is the source of this 413-nucleotide messenger RNA. It is a transcript of the gene CDNF, whose product is annotated as cerebral dopamine neurotrophic factor. Gene Ontology annotation, cellular component: endoplasmic reticulum. Lineage: Eukaryota; Metazoa; Chordata; Mammalia; Eulipotyphla; Talpidae. The record is from RefSeq and is a predicted model, not a curated record. Bases 26 to 349 code for a protein of 107 amino acids. The transcript is spliced from 3 exons. Gene Ontology annotation, biological process: dopaminergic neuron differentiation; neuron projection development.